CAGAGAGGAGGAAGCAGAAGGAGCUAGCAGGAGCGCCCAGGCAAAGGCUCAGCCCCCAGUUACUUCAGCACCCCCUCGCUGAGUGACCCCAGAGGAGGUGGCAGCAUCCCGCUCUGCACCAGCAUGGUCACGGCUGGGAUCUUCAUCCUCAGCCUGGGAGGCUCCAUCCUGCUCCCAGCAGGCACCCAGGGGAACCGGAUCAUCGGGGGAAAGGUGGUGACACCCCACUCCCGGCCCUUCAUCGCCUCCAUCCAGAUGGACGGGCAGCACGUCUGUGGGGGCUUCCUGGUGUGGCCCAAGUGGGUGAUGACAGCAGCCCACUGCCUCAUUCCCAGACGCAACCCCUCGGUGCGCGUGGUGCUGGGCGCCCACAGGCUGGAGGAACCCGAGGGGUCCCAGCAGAUCUUCGGCAUCGCGGAGUCCAUCGCCCACCCCCACUACAACCCCCGCUCCGUGGACAACGACAUCCGCCUGCUCCGGCUGAACAGGUCAGCCACGCUGAACAAGUACGUGAAGCGGGUCCGCCUGCCCUCGCCGCACGUUGACCUGAAGCCUGGCACUGUCUGCUACGUGCUGGGCUGGGGGGACACCUCCAACUACGGUGACCCGCCCGCCGAGCUGAUGGAGACCCCGACCACCGUCGUCAAGCGGAGCCUCUGCCGAACGCUGUGGAGGGGCAAGGUCACUUCCAACAUGCUGUGCGGGGCCAGCCCCAACGCCACGCUGCAGGGCGUCUGCGCGGGUGACUCUGGGGGACCCCUGAUCUUCAAGGAAAAGGUUUACGGCAUCGUCUCAUUCUCUGGGGAGAGAUGUGGGGACCGCCGGUACCCUGACAUCUACACCAAGAUCUCCAACUAUAUCGACUGGGUGUAUCGCAUCGUGCAAGGGCACCGCCAGAAGAAGGGGCAGCCAAAGCCCUGGCCAGGGCUGGGAGGGGGUCCCGGAGGCAGACGGGCUGCAGGGAGAGGGGCUGAGGUGUCUUGGCUGUCUGACAGCUCCCAGGAGGGAAGAAGAGAGCCAGGACUCCCAGGGCCUCCUGGCUCCGGGGGGUUUGGGAGCUGAUGCUCUGGGCUCCUCGCCCCACGGUAGGGCAGGAGCCCAACGGCCUCUUGGCAAGGGGGCACAUGUCCCUCCCCAGGCUGUACAAGAAGCCCCAGCACCUCACUCAGCCUCUUGCAGAGGCAACGUUUGUCUUCCUCAAUAAAACCACGGUCCCAGA
Messenger RNA from Tyto alba (common barn owl), 1219 nucleotides. It is a transcript of the gene PRSS57, whose product is annotated as serine protease 57. Gene Ontology annotation, molecular function: serine-type endopeptidase activity. The transcript is spliced from 5 exons. Lineage: Eukaryota; Metazoa; Chordata; Aves; Strigiformes; Tytonidae. Gene Ontology annotation, biological process: proteolysis. The record is from RefSeq and is a predicted model, not a curated record. Bases 124 to 1062 code for a protein of 312 amino acids.